This is a messenger RNA of Phaethon lepturus (White-tailed tropicbird), 360 nucleotides long. Its product is annotated as equilibrative nucleoside transporter 3-like. Gene Ontology annotation, biological process: nucleoside transmembrane transport. Gene Ontology annotation, molecular function: nucleoside transmembrane transporter activity. NCBI's taxonomy places the organism in Eukaryota, Metazoa, Chordata, Aves, Phaethontiformes, Phaethontidae. The record is from RefSeq and is a predicted model, not a curated record. Gene Ontology annotation, cellular component: membrane.
GUACUACCUGAGCAGCCGGAAGGAGAGCCCGUCUCUGGCCGCCGUGCCGGCCGACAGCUUCGCGGAGGAGGGGGCAGAGCCGGGAGGCACCACAAAUCCCUCCUUCCUGGCGAGAAGCACCGGCAUCCCCCCGCUCCGCCCCAUCCUGCAGAAGACCCUCACCAGCUUCCUCCUGUACAACUUUGCUGACUGGUGCGGGAGGCAGAUCACCGCCUGGAUCCAGGUCCCCGGCCCCAAGAGCAGGCUGCUGCCCGCCCAAAACCAACCCCGGGCUCACGUCCGGACGGUGGUCUUCAACCGAGACGUCUACCCGGUGGUCUUCACGGCGCUGCUGGGGCUGAGCAACGGCUACCUGGGGAC